Messenger RNA from Tetranychus urticae (two-spotted spider mite), 641 nucleotides. RefSeq lists its product as uncharacterized. Gene Ontology annotation, cellular component: ribosome. Lineage: Eukaryota; Metazoa; Arthropoda; Arachnida; Trombidiformes; Tetranychidae. Gene Ontology annotation, biological process: translation. The record is from RefSeq and is a predicted model, not a curated record. Gene Ontology annotation, molecular function: structural constituent of ribosome; protein binding.
CCCUGACUACCUCUCGGAAACGGAAAGUUACUUAGGUUAUAGAGUUUUUUGGUUGUAAUUUGUAAUUUUCAGUAAACAAUAAUUGUAAUUGUUUUUAUUGAUUUGAAUCUGUGAAGAUUUGGGAUUCAAUUGUUAUUUAUUGUUUCCAGUGUUUGUAAUUAAUAUAAUCAUCAAAAAAAUGCAGAUUUACGUCAAAAAUUUAGAAGAUAAAAGCGUUGCUUUUGAUGUCAAUGAGGAAGAUGAUGUUUCAGAAUUGAUGUACGCUAUUCAACAACAAGAGAAUGUUCCAUAUGAAGAUAUUCGUCUUAUCUUCGGUGGCCAACUAGAACCUGGUUCAUCUCUUUUAGAGUACGGAAUUAGUGAUGGAUCUACUUUACACUUGGCUCUUCGAUUAAGGGGAGGUGCUAUCGAACCAUCUCUUAUGAUGUUAGCCAAGAAAUACAAUAUUGACAAGAUGGUUUGUCGUAAAUGUUAUGCUCGAUUACAUGCUAAGGCUACCAACUGCAGAAAACGAAAGUGUGGUCAUUCUAACAAUUUGAGACCAAAGAAGAAGCCAAAACAACAAUAGACUGUCUGUUUAAAUUCAUGUCCCCUGAAUAAAUUGAUGAUUAAAAUUAAUGUAUACAACCGUUAAAAAUGAA